Messenger RNA from Trichosurus vulpecula (common brushtail), 896 nucleotides. It is a transcript of the gene STC1, whose product is annotated as stanniocalcin 1. Lineage: Eukaryota; Metazoa; Chordata; Mammalia; Diprotodontia; Phalangeridae. Gene Ontology annotation, biological process: intracellular calcium ion homeostasis. Bases 1 to 744 code for a protein of 247 amino acids. The record is from RefSeq and is a predicted model, not a curated record. Gene Ontology annotation, molecular function: hormone activity. Gene Ontology annotation, cellular component: extracellular region. The transcript is spliced from 4 exons.
AUGGUCCACAACUCCGCCGUGCUGCUGGUGCUGGUGAUCGGCGCUUCCGCGGCCACCGACUCGGAACAGAAUGACUCGGUGAGCCCCAGGAAGCCCCGGGGGGCUGCUCACAGCUCAGCCGAAGUGAUCCGAUGCCUCAACAGCGCUCUGCAGGUGGGCUGUGGGGCUUUUGCAUGUCUGGAAAACACUACCUGCGAUACAGAUGGGAUGUAUGACAUCUGCAAAUCCUUCCUGUACAGCGCCGCGAAAUUCGAUACUCAGGGAAAGGCCUUUGUCAAAGAAAGUCUGAAGUGUAUCGCCAACGGCAUAACCUCCAAGAUCUUCACGGCCAUUCGGAGAUGCUCCACCUUCCAGAGGAUGAUCUCCGAUGUACAAGAGGAUUGUUACCACAAGCUGGACAUAUGUGGCGUGGCCAAGAAGAAUCCCGAAGCUGUCUCAGAAGUGGUCCAGCUCCCCAAUCAGUAUUCCAACAGAUACUACAACAAGCUUGUUCGUAGCCUAUUGGAAUGUGAUGAUGAGACGGUGACCAAAAUCAAAGAUAGCCUGAUGAAGAAGAUCGGCCCCAACAUGGCCAGCCUCUUCCACCUAUUGCAGACGGACCACUGCGCCCAAACGCCACCUCGGGCCGACUUCAGCAGGAGGCGAAUGGCAGAGCCUCAGAAGCUAAAAAUCUUCUUCAGGAACCUCCGAGGUGAGGACGAUGCCGCCUCCCACAUCAAACGUACAUCGGCCGAGAGCGCGUAACAGAGGCGGGGGCGUUCACACCCCUGCCAAGGUAGUUUCAUUUUAGGGGAGAUAAUGUGCCCAUCUUGAGUGUACUGUGCCUGGUUUAAUUUUUUAAACAUUUUUAUUUCAAAGUAGUUCCUAUUAUCUGUCCUCCCUUCCCUCCCACCCCC